GCCAGGACCGCGGGAAUGCCCGCGGGAAUGCCCGCAGGAACGCUGACCGGCCCCGGACCGCUGACCGGCCGGAAUGACAAUGCCUGGCAGGACGCGCAGUCUCCCAGCGGCUCGCCCAGCAGAGACUACACUUCCCGUGAUGCCGCGCGGCAGAGCAGGGCCGCGGUGUGCGUCAGCGGCGCGAGUAGCCAAUCGCGGCGCGGCCGAGGCGAGCGCCGUCCGCCGCCAAUCUUGUUUUCGCUGAGUCGAGGCGCUGGUGUUGUUGGCGGCGGCGCCAUAUUGGAAGGGACGAGCGCCCGCUCUCGAGCAGCCCCUGGGCGCGGGCCCGGCCGCCGCCAUGCUGUACCUGGAGGACUAUCUGGAGAUGAUCGAGCAGCUUCCCAUGGAUCUGCGCGACAGGUUCACCGAGAUGCGCGAGAUGGACCUGCAGAUGCAAUGGAUCAGCUUGAGCAGAGGGUAAAUGAAUUUUUUAUGAAUGCAAAGAAAAACAAACCUGAAUGGAGAGAAGAACAAAUGACAUCAAUCAAAAAAGAUUAUUAUAAGGCUUUGGAAGAUGCAGAUGAAAAAGUGCAACUGGCUAAUCAAAUAUAUGAUCUGGUAGACCGUCAUUUGAGAAAAUUGGACCAGGAACUCGCUAAAUUUAAAAUGGAACUUGAAGCAGAUAAUGCUGGAAUUACAGAAAUAUUAGAGAGACGGUCUCUGGAGCUGGAUACGCCAGCACAGCCUGUGAAUAACCAUCACUCCCAUUCUCACACUCCAGUAGAGAAAAGGAAACACAAUCCAUCUUCUCACCAUAGUACAACAGAUCAUGUUCCUGAAAAGAAGUUCAAAUCUGAAGCUCUUCUAUCUACCCUGACUUCAGAUGCUUCUAAAGAAAAUACACCAGGGUGUCGAAACAGUAAUUCAUCAUCCUCUUCAAACAAUGCAUACAAUACAAACUCUUCUCAACCAUUGGCAUCAUAUAACCUGGGCUCAUUAUCUUCAGGAUCCGGGGCCGGUGCAAUAACCAUGGCAGCAGCUCAAGCAGUGCAAGCCACAGCACAGAUGAAGGAGGGAAGACGAACAUCCAGUCUAAAAGCCAGCUAUGAAGCAUUUAAGAACAAUGAUUUUCAGCUUGGAAGAGAAUUUUCAUUGUCCAGAGAUUCAGCUGGAUAUUCGUCAUCAGCUCUGGCAUCUACAUUAACUCAGACGUUAAGUUCAUCAACCUCAGAUUCACGAAGUGGCAGAAAAAGCAAAAACAACAACAAAUCGUCAAGUCAGCAGUCCUCCUCGUCAUCAUCUUCUUCCUCUCUAUCAUCAUGUUCUUCUUCAUCUGCUCUGGCGCAAGAACUGUCUCAGCAAACAGCAGUAAUACCAGAGUCUGAUUCCAAUAGCCAGGUUGAUUGGACCUAUGAUCCAAAUGAGCCACGUUACUGUAUUUGUAAUCAGGUGUCCUAUGGUGAAAUGGUAGGCUGUGAUAACCAAGAUUGCCCUAUUGAGUGGUUCCACUAUGGAUGUGUUGGACUGACAGAAGCACCGAAAGGGAAAUGGUACUGUCCACAGUGUACAGCUGCAAUGAAGAGAAGAGGCAGUAGACAUAAAUAAGUUCCUUCAACUGGAAAAAAAAUUGCAUACUAAAGGUUUUAUAAAGGACUUGGGAGGAGAGGGGCAACUCUCAACACACUUCCUUGAACCACUGAAGAGUAACAUAGCAAUCAUAGAAUGGUAUGGUUGGAAAGGACCGUAAAGAUCUUCUAGUUCCAGCCCUCAGUCACAAGAUCUUGAACUAUUGGUUUUGCUAAGUCAUGUUUUAAUAUUGUAGGUAAAUUAUUUACGCACCUUGAUGUGCUACAGAUACUAUUCCAGUGAGCCUUGGAUUAUUCCAGUGGCCAACAUAUGCAGACAUUUGUACUAUCAAACCAUUUUCUCUAAGCAGUGGGCAUUCUACAAUUACUCAAUCUUCCAAAAAUUCAGAUAAGUCAAGAUUUUAAAUGUAUGUUUUAUAUACAACAGAUAUAUUCUGCUGCAUGUACUGUACUCAAGAGCUGUUACGUAACACUAUGUAUAUUAAUAGUGCAAAAAGUCAGUGCUUCUGAAAGGAAAAAGAGACAGUGGUUUUUAAAAUGCCUUUAUAGCUUUGGUUCUUUAUGAAAUUUAAUUCAGCAGGCUGAAGAAAAUGGUUCUUGUAUACAGCGGGCUGUUGUCCUUUAGGAUACUUGAGUAUGUAAAAGCAAAAAAAAUGCUGUAGAAUAAAACAAACUUGUGCCAUUAGUCUUUAUAUGUUUCUGCUCCAAGAAGGCAGGGGCCAUAAGAAGAAAAAAAGGUGUUAAAGUGACAAUAAAUUUUUAUACCAAAUGUGUUUAUUUUUUUGUGCAAGUAAUCCUUUAAAUUUGAAUUGUAUUAGGUGUAAAAUAAAAGAACCUCAACUCCUCA
Catharus ustulatus (Swainson's thrush) is the source of this 2412-nucleotide messenger RNA. RefSeq names its product inhibitor of growth family member 3 (gene ING3). The record is from RefSeq and is a predicted model, not a curated record. NCBI's taxonomy places the organism in Eukaryota, Metazoa, Chordata, Aves, Passeriformes, Turdidae. Bases 16 to 1584 code for a protein of 522 amino acids. Gene Ontology annotation, cellular component: NuA4 histone acetyltransferase complex. The transcript has 12 exons. Gene Ontology annotation, biological process: regulation of DNA-templated transcription.